AUGGACGUGGAAGGUGAUCUUAGCAAUGAAAACUGGUGGAAACACCUGUGGAGAAGCAAGAUCCAUGAAAGAACCAAAUUCUUCCUUUGGAACCAAAGUCUACCGGUUCUUAAUAAUCUUGCUGCCAGACGUAUGAGUCUGGAGAAUUUGGAGUGCGGUCACGGAUGUCAGAGUUCGGAAAUAGAAAUCCAUCUCUUUUUCCAUUGCGAGAUUGCCAAGAUAUUGUGGUUUGCGAGCCCUUGGGGAAUUCAGUGGGAGGAGUUUGGACACAAUGAUAUUCUUGCCUUCCUCAAGUUCCUUUCCAACCUGGAGGGAUACCUUCCAGUUCAUCAGGAGGAUAAGGAAAAUUUCUUUAUGUACAUUGCUAUUACCCUGGAACAUAUUUGGUGGAUUAGGAACCAAAUUGUUCAUGAAGGUUGUGUGGAGAAUAUUGAGACAACACCUGCGGUAGUGAUGAAGAGAUUCCAGGAGCUUAAAGAGGCAAUUAGUCGAGAUGAACCAGUCCACUUCCCUCGGACAAGCAACUUUGCUGGAUUAUCUCAUGUUUGGAGAAGGCCUCCGGAAGGUGUCAUCAAGUUUAAUACAGAUGCAGCUGUUAGAAAUAAAGGUAGCCACCUGGAGGUGGUUGCCAGAAAUUCCAAAGGCAAGGUCCUUCACAUUCAGGCUUUCAAUUCGGUUGUGAAUGUUCCACAAACAGCUGAGUUGGAUGCUAUUCUGAAGGCCAUGCAAGUGGCGAAGAAUUUCAAUUGCAACAGCAUCCAGUUUGAAUUAAAUGCUUUAAAUAUGAUUAGAGCUCUUUAG
Messenger RNA from Ziziphus jujuba (common jujube), 801 nucleotides. RefSeq lists its product as uncharacterized. The coding region runs from base 1 to 801 and encodes 266 amino acids. Lineage: Eukaryota; Viridiplantae; Streptophyta; Magnoliopsida; Rosales; Rhamnaceae. The transcript has a single exon. The record is from RefSeq and is a predicted model, not a curated record.